AUGGGCGGGGAGAGGACUGAACAUGCAGAGGAUGGUAGGUCUAGGUGUCAACUGCUUCGGGUUCCAGCCUUAGAAGCUCCCGACCAGGUGAAACUAAGAUGGGAAUGAGUGGAAACGUGCGCCCAGGUUUGAGUCCAACUCGGAAAAGGGAAAACCAAGCCAGGCAGCCAAAGGCUCGGAGAGCCCUCAGGGCCAAACGUGUGGCGACCUGCGCCCACCUGCCCUGCAGCCCCAGACUGCCGGCAGCCUUGUCCAUGGAGGGUGAGAGAGGCAUUUGAUCCCCUCCCUGACACUUUCUACCUCAAGUGUUCGCGGCGAGUGGCCAUGAAUAGUACCCGCAUGCCAUCUUGUAACACUAUCUGCCUGUCAGAAGAGCGAAGGCCGGGCAGCUAUAUAAGGCUUGUAACUAGGGGAAGCCCAACAAACAGCUACAAAACACCUCAGCUAUUUGACUCAGCCUCCACCCUUCUGCUCUUGCCCCCUCUCUUCUUCUCCUUCUUCCUCUCCUCCUUUUUCUUCUUCUUCACCUCCUCCUCCUCCUCCUCCUCCCCCCUUUCCUCUCUCCCUCUCUCUUUCUCCUCUCUUUUCUCUCUUUUCAUCUUGGCUUUCUGUUGCAGAAUGCAAAUCUAGCCUGCCGGCGGGUGAAUGGACUGAAUUGUGAUUAAGAAGAAGAAGAGACCCUUUCUUUGUUCUCCCCUCAGGGGAUGUUUACUGGGAGAGACACAGCGGAUCAGAUAUGAAAGGCAUUCAGGUCAGCAUUGAUGUGAGCGAAAGUGAAAUCAUACCUAAGGCAUUCAAAAGACCGCCGUGUCAGGGGUUCAGCUAA
This is a messenger RNA of Podarcis lilfordi (Lilford's wall lizard), 826 nucleotides long. The record is from the annotation of a GenBank genome assembly. NCBI's taxonomy places the organism in Eukaryota, Metazoa, Chordata, Lepidosauria, Squamata, Lacertidae.